Messenger RNA from Diabrotica virgifera virgifera (western corn rootworm), 3540 nucleotides. RefSeq names its product saccharopine dehydrogenase-like oxidoreductase. The transcript has 7 exons. Gene Ontology annotation, biological process: glycolipid biosynthetic process. The record is from RefSeq and is a predicted model, not a curated record. Lineage: Eukaryota; Metazoa; Arthropoda; Insecta; Coleoptera; Chrysomelidae. The coding region runs from base 309 to 1604 and encodes 431 amino acids. Gene Ontology annotation, cellular component: plasma membrane; lipid droplet; mitochondrion.
ACGGCUACAGGUGUUUCUCCUACAUGCAUGACUGAUGAGCUGAGCGGAAUAGUUUCCGGUACCGCUACCGCUGCUACCGGUUUUGUUCAACUUGGUUGAGGUGUUGAGUUGAAGUUGAGUUCCAGGCAGACUUAACAUAACAGACAUAUAUUUGUUCUUGUUGAGGCGAAAAACAUUGCAAAGAAAUUCUGACGUGGACGUGUCGGUCGGGUUGUAUUUUUGAUUUUUGUAGUGUCAUUGGUGUGGUGGUAGCUUGAUCCUGUUUUGAAACUCCUGAAGGUGCUGGAAAUACAUAAAAUUGUAAAAGGAUGGCCGAAGGAAGAUUAGAUUUUUUGAUAUUUGGGGCCACUGGUUUUACUGGUUUACACUGUAUUCCCUAUGUAUACAAAUUCGCUAAAGAAAAUGGAAGAAAUAUGGCAUGGGGUGUUGCUGGACGUUCAGAGGAAAGACUCAAGGAAGCUCUCGAAAAAAUGGGAAAGAAAGUUGAUGCCGACCUAUCAGAAAUAUCCAUUAUUGUAGCUGACGUUAAGGAUUAUGACUCUUUGGUUAAGAUGGCUAAAAGGGCAAAGGUAGUAAUUAACUGUUGUGGUCCAUUCAGAUUCUUUGGAUAUCCUGUCGUAAAAGCUUGCGUAGAGGCUGGUACUCACUAUGUGGAUGUAUGUGGGGAACCACAGUUUAUUGAAACUGUUGAGUUGGAGUAUAAUGAACUUGCUCGUGAGAAAGGUAUUUACAUCGUAAGUGCAUGUGGCUUGGACAGCAUCCCCUGCGAUCUGGGUUUGUUAUACUUGGAAGACAAAUUUGAUGGCGUUAUCAACUCAGCUGUAACUUACAUAAGUACCUGGAACGAAGAUAAAAAUUCGUCCGGUCCUGCUGUCAGUUAUGGGACAUGGCACAGCCUCGUUUAUGGACUUAAACAUGCCAAGGAAUUGUCGAGUAUAAGAAGAAAACUGUACCCUACGAAAUUGCCAAAUUUUAAACCUAAAUUGGAGACUACAACAAGACCCCACCGUUCAAGUAUCGCAAAUGGUUGGGCCCUACCAUUCCCAGGUGCCGACAAAUCAAUAAUGAAGAGGACUCAACGAUAUCUGUACGAACACCAGGAUAAAAGACCAAUACAAGUGGACACGUUCUUUAGGUUAUCAAAUUUUAUACAGACCUUCGUGAUGAUUAUUAUGUUUUUCGUUUGGUCAUUGUUUGUAAAAUUCGACUACGGCAAACAGCUAUUAUUGGACUAUCCUCACAUAUUUACGUUCGGAAUGUUCAGAAAAGACGUCACACCGUCAGAAGAGACGAUCGACUCAAGCUGGUUCAAGAUAACUUUCCAAGUCAUAGGAUGGAAAGAAAAACUAGCCAAUAAGGACGAUCAGUACGAUACUCCUCCAAAUAAAAUUGUCACUGCGUACAUUAAAGGAAAAAAUCCAGCAUACGGUACUACUUGCGCUUGCGUCGUUGGAGCUGCUCUCAUGAUACUUACCGAGAAAGAUAAAUUACCACCCAGUGGAGGUGUAUACACUCCUGGAGUGGCCUUUAGAAAGACCUCAUUGAUGGAGCUCCUCUUCAAAAAUGACGUGUCGUUUGAGAUUGUGAGCGAAAAAGUGUUGUAAAUCAUAUGUACUCAAUAUAUUUAAUGCAUAUAUUAGCUUGAAAUAAAUAUUUAAUGUUAACCAUGAUCUGUUUUUACGUAAUAUUUUGUGACCUAGUUUACAUAUUAACUUAUAGUUGCAAUCAAGUUAUUGCAGUAAACCUUAAUAUGCAGCUAAUUACAAAUUUAUUUUUGUUUGAGUAUUGUGGUUAAGCUUCCGGCACAGGUAGAAAGUAAGAAAUGUUAAAGAAAAAUUAUUGGAAGAAAAUCCUUUGUAAAAGGUAUAAAAACUUUUAUUAAAAUCACUUUAAGGGCUACAUCACAACAAAACGCUUUUGAUUUUCUUACAAAAUCAUCAUCAGUGUAAUAUUAAACCUAAAAAUAAGUAUAACCGUUUUAAUGAAUACAAAGUUGAUAUUUGUUGAUGUUAAUCUUUUGUACAUUUAAUUAUUAUACCUGCUCUUAUGUAUGUUUACCUCUUGAAACUUAAAGUCACCACUCAAAUACAAAUGACUUUGUAAUAUGAUUGAGAUUAAGGUUUUCUGCAACAACUUGAUGGCGACUGUAGUUCAACUUAAGUUGAGAUAUAAGUAAAGUCAAUUAAAUCAUGGCAUAGGUGGUUCCAUGACAUCUCGUAACGCGACAGUUCAUAACCGGACAGUUGGUAAUGGACAAUUCAUAAUAGUGACAGUUCGUAACGGCGACAGUUCGUAACUAUACAAAUUCGUAACGGACAGUUCGUAACCUCCAAAUUGAAUUAUUCUGUUUAUUGUUGUUAACGUGGAAACUAACUGUUACUACAGUUAUAAAUGAAAUUAUGUUUAUCAAUUUAACGAAUCAGUAUCAGGAUAAACAUUUUAAGGCAUUUCAUAUUUCUUGUUUCAGAAUAUAAUAAAAGUAGUUAAACCAAGUACCUAUUAAAGUAUUACAAGCCAUCCCUCUAUCAACUAUAACCGUUGAUUGAAUGCCCCAAAGCUAUUACCAAUCACAAGGUUUAUUAUAAUAACAGGUAAUUAUAAUCUUUCCUUUACAAAAUGUUUAUUUAAAAAGUUUGGAAUGUCUAAAGACGGUUGUAAGAUUAGAGAUUUCAGGAAUUAAGUACUUGAUUGUUCCUUUGUCUAGGUAUAUGCAAAUUUAAGGAACAAUAAGAGUGAUAAAAUUUUAAAAAUAGUGUUAAAAGUUUCUAUGUAUUUAAAUAUAUUUGUUUGUGUUUAAAGACUUUUAAUAGAUAUUCUGAAACACGAAAUAUAAAAAGUGUUAAACAUGUUUAUCCGUACUGAUUCGUUAAAUUGAUAAACAUAAUUUCAAUUAUAACUGUAAUAACAGUUAGUUUCCAAAAUUAACAAAAAUAAACAUAAUAAUUCAAUUUGGACGUUACGAAUUGUCCGUCACGAAUUUGUAUAGUUACGAACUGUCGUCGUUACCAAGUGUCGCCGUUACGAACUGUCGCUGUUACGAAUUGUCCGUUACCAACUGUCCGGUUACGAACUGUCGCGUUACGAGGUGUCUGUCACGGGCAUAGGUACAUAUAUUUUUAUAUAAUAAGCAUUUAGACAUUCUACUAGUUUAAUGGGUUUGUUAAUGACAGUAUAGAGUACUACUAACAUAACAGGUCGUGGAAGCUAUGCAUUUAUGAGUUUACUUAAUAGUUUUGUUUCCACGAUCUCUGCUUUCUUGGCCAUACCUUUAAACAUUAAUAUUAAUAAACAUAUUAUGUAUUUUUUUAUAUUAUACUUGUAUACCUUAAUUUAUUUUAGUGUAAGUGUACUUAUAGGUGGCUAGUGACUAGAAAAUAAUUAUUUUUCUCACAAUGAAUGAAUUAACAGUAUUUAAAUCUUAAUUAAUAUUGAGAUUUAAGAAAAAUAACACUUUUCUUAACAUAAAUUGAUAUUUAUAAUGUUUAAUUUAUGUUGUUUUAACUAAUUGGUUAGUAGUAAUAAAACAUGUAUUUCUGUGUU